CCUACUUCUCAUUUAGGAAGCUGUCAUUUCUGUGUGUUCCUCCCCUUCCUCCUUCCUCCUUCCUCUUCUUCUUCUUCUUCUUCUUCUUCUUUUUCUUCUGACGUUUCUGUGUGUUUUCUUGCACUGAUAUUAUCGUUCAGUGAAGGAAGAACUUGAGGAGGAAGAGGCAACUGUUUCCGUGGAAAGUCUGCAGCAAUUAACAUAAUUUAUCUGUGUCGAUCUCUAUUUGGAGAAAGAGGGGAAGAAGAAGAAGAAAAUAUAUAUAUAAAAAGUUUGGAGGAGAUGGAAGUGAAAUCUGAACCUUUAGAACUGCCGGAACGCCAGAAAGUCACGGAGGAUCUUGAUCAAAUGACUCUCGCCCAGUUCUCCCACUUUUCCCAGUUCUCUAAAACUUGGCAACAGCUCCCUCCUGCAGGCACUCUUAAGCGGACGCGGAAUGAACGGAAGCGGAGAAAUCCAAAGCUGCUUUGGGUCAGCGAAAGACCACCUGCUCCUCCACCUCCACCUCCACCUCCAUGUUCUUCUCCUGAUCAUAAGCAGCAGGUAAGGGUUCCUGAUGAGGCUGAAAUGAAUAAAAGGCAAAAGACGUGUAGGAUCAAUGAUGAAGCUGGCUCAACUUCUAUGAAGAAAGCUAAACAACUUCAAAUGAAAUUAGCAAUAGAAAAAAUGCCUACUUUCAUGAAAUUCAUGCGGCCGUCCCAUGUCAGUGGUUGUUUUUGGCUGAAACUUCCUGCUGAUUUCUGCGAGUUAAACUUAUCGAAAGAAGAUUGUAUCAUUACAUUGGUGGAUGAAAGUGGUGAAGAGUACAAAACCAAGUACCUGGCUGAAAAAGUAGCACUGAGUGGUGGAUGGAAGGCAUUCUCUGUUGCACACAAAUUGGUUCCAGAAGAUACACUUUUGUUCCAACUUAUCAAUGCUUCUAAAUUUAAGGUGUACAUUAUAAGGGGAAAAGUUGCUAAAGAAGAAAUUCUUAUUGAGGAAGACAAUGUAGAUGAGGGAGUAUCUCCCCAUUUAUCUGAUCUUGAAGAGAACAAUCAAUAUGCUAUCCCUCCAGGAUCAAUUUAUAACCCUGGACCACCAGGUGUGGCACAGUUUGAAAAUGAUAGUGAAGUUGUAGUCGGAUCUCAAGCUUUGGAAGGCAUCAGUAUGGCAACAACAACCUUGGAAUUUAAAAAUGUUAAAAGAUUUGAGGAUUUCACCAUUAUAGUGAAUGGUUGGAAUAUAGAUUCUGAACUUCCAGUACAUGUUAGAACCAAGUAUUAUGAGUUGUGCUGUAGUCAAAAGGCUUUCCUUCAUGAAGAUCUAACUCCAGUCAUCAGUUGUAAGUUGAUUACUGAAAUUAUUUCUGGAACCGUGGAUGUGGCUGACUUCAUAAGAUGUUGCAACCUUAGUACUACCUCCAAGAAUGACUUUACAAAUUGGAGCAAAUGUUUGGAUGCCUUUGAAAGCAUGGGUAUGAAUGUUGGGUUUUUACGUGUUCGAAUGCAGCAGCUUGUGAAGUUGUACAAUGAAGCUGUGGUUGGAAGAGAUAGUUUGGAAAAGAAAAUAAGAGAUCUGGAAGUAAUGCUUAUGAAAUUAAGAAAGGUCUAUGCAAGUAAAGAAAGAGAAAUUGAGACUCUAAAGUGGGAGGCUGAGAGGCAUGAUGUGAAGUUCAAAGCAGAGGUCAAUGCUCUGUGGUGAGUGGUAAGCUCUGCGUUUUUCUAUCAUUUUGUAGUUUCCUCCUGUUUUUUUAGUAGCCUGAAUUGAAUUUUGCAGUUGAUAAAGAUAAUUCUAUGAAGAGGAGGAGAGUUUGUUUUUUGUGUAAUAUGAUUUUAAGAUGUAUAUUUUUGUGGAAUAUAAGCAGAUCAGCUAUGUAAUUUUUUUUU
Molecule: messenger RNA, 1865 nt
Organism: Macadamia integrifolia
Lineage: Eukaryota; Viridiplantae; Streptophyta; Magnoliopsida; Proteales; Proteaceae
Product: B3 domain-containing protein Os01g0234100-like
Exons: 8
Coding region: 283-1680 (465 amino acids)
Molecular function (GO): DNA binding
Source: RefSeq, a predicted model, not a curated record